AUGGGGCCCCGCCGCCGGGGAGGGACCAAGGGCCUCUGUCCAGCAGUGUCCACCGACCGCGCGCCGGCCAUGGCCCCGCAGAACGUCCAGGUGAACCCGCUCACGGCCAGCCAGCUGGAGGUCACGUGGGACCCGCCGCCGCCCGAGAGCCAGAACGGGAACGUGCAGGGCUACAAGAUCUACUACUGGGAGGCGGGCAGCCAGAACGACACGGAGAAGGUGAAGGUGCUGUUCCUGCCGGAGACCGUGGUGAAGCUGAAGAACCUGACCAGCCACUCCCGCUACCUGGUCAGCAUUUCCGCCUUCAACGCCGCCGGAGACGGGCCCAGGAGUGAGCCCCGGCCGGGGCGCACCCACCAGGCGGCGCCCGGCAGCCCCAGCUUCUUGGCCUUCUCGGAAGUCAGCUCCACGUCGCUGAACGUGUCCUGGGGCGAGCCGGCGGCCGCCAACGGCGUCCUGCAGGGCUACCGCGUCGUCUACGAGCCCUUGGCGCCCGUGCAAGGGGUGAGCAAGGUGGUGACCGUGGACGUCCAGGGCAACGGGCAGCGCUGGCUGAAGGUGCGGGACCUCACCAAGGGCGUGACCUACUUCUUCCGCGUCCAGGCGCGGACCAUCGCCUACGGGCCCGAGCUGCAGGCCAACGUCACGGCCGGGCCGGCCGCGGGCUCCCCGGGGCCCCCGAGAGACGUCUUGGUCACCAAGUCCACCUCCGAGCUGACCCUGUGGUGGACGGAGGGCCAUGCCGGCGGGGCGCCCACCACGGGCUACGUCAUCGAGGCCAGGCCCUCAGUGGUGCCCUCAGGAGCCGGGAGGAGAGGGCGCCGGCGUUGA
Myotis lucifugus (little brown bat) is the source of this 831-nucleotide messenger RNA. RefSeq names its product protein sidekick-1-like. The transcript is spliced from 7 exons. Lineage: Eukaryota; Metazoa; Chordata; Mammalia; Chiroptera; Vespertilionidae. The record is from RefSeq and is a predicted model, not a curated record. Bases 1 to 831 code for a protein of 276 amino acids. Gene Ontology annotation, molecular function: protein binding.